AUGGAGCAUGAACAAGCGGAAAGAAAACGAACCAAUGUUCAAGUUGAUGCAAGAAAAAAAGAUGAUUAUACAUCACUUCCGGAGGGGACUGAUCUAAUUCAACAAAAAGAACGAAAGAGUUUGAGUAAUGGAGCUAUCCGAAAAUCAUUCGGCAUCUAUGAGAGGAAUACGGCCGACAAAUUAGCCGCUAGGAUGUUCUACGCAUCAGGUUUAUCAUUCAACUUUGCCAGCUCUCCUUAUUUUACAAAAUAUUCUAAGUUUCUAGCCGAAAAUUCCAUUCCCGGUUAUAUUCCCCCAUCAUAUAAUAGAUUGAGGUCAACUCUUUUAGCUCAAGAAAAAACACAUAUUGAUAGAAAGUUGCAACCAAUAAAAGGUACAUGGAAAAAGAAAGGAUUGUCGAUUUGUUCGGAUGGAUGGUCCGAUACUAAAAGACGACCUUUGAUCAAUAUAAUGACAUCAUCUAGUGGAGGCCCAAUUUUUUUGAUUUCAAUCAAUUCUAGUGGAAUCAUAAAAGAUGGUGAAUAUAUUGCUAACUUAUUUAUUGAAGCAACAGAAAAUGUAGGUUCAAACAAGUUGUUCAAGUUAUUACGGAUAAUGCAAGUUGGUGAAACAAGAUUUGCCUCACACAUCAUUAUGACCACCCGAAUUCGCAAAGUAAAAUCUUCUUUGGAGAAAAUGGUCAUGGAUGAUGAAUGGAAGAAUUAUAAGGGGGAUAAGGGAAUUGAAGCCAAGACACGUGAAAUAAAAUCGCUUAUAAUGAAUGAUGAAAAAUGGGAUAGUAUCGACUAUUUCUUGAAAUUUACGGAACCAAUUGUUGAUAUGCUAAAAAGUGCCGAUAUUGAUGGUCCAAAGUUACAUCUCAUUUAUGAUAUGUGGGACUCAAUGAUUGAGAAAGUCAAGAAAGUCAUCUUUGAGCAUGAGGAAAAAGAUCUCAUUUACGGUCAAUCAAAUUUUUUUGAUACUAUUCAUGAUAUUCUUGUGGCUAGGUAG
Molecule: messenger RNA, 990 nt
Organism: Solanum pennellii
Lineage: Eukaryota; Viridiplantae; Streptophyta; Magnoliopsida; Solanales; Solanaceae
Exons: 2
Coding region: 1-990 (329 amino acids)
Source: RefSeq, a predicted model, not a curated record